UGAGCUCACGGAGAUCAGUCUUAGAAGAUCGAUGGCCGAGUUGGUCCGAGUGAGCUCAGCGAUCGCACCCUUUGUUAUAAAUCUGCGCUGUAAAUAUUUGCAGGGGGGCGGCGGGCUCUCUAUAGCCGAGCGGGAGGCUGUGUUUAGGAGAGCCGGGGUUGCGGGUUAGUCUGAGGUCUGUGGUGGGAUUGGAAACGCCCUGUGAGUCUCAGCUUCCGCGGCACAGACUCUGCUUGUGUUUGUCUAAAACCAAAGGGGUUUAAAACAGGAGGGAAAGAAAGCGUGAAGGAAGAAAAUGAAAACACGACACCGAAAAGGAGGGGCGGCGAAGCGCUCCACCCGCGGCAAUAAAGCAGGCAGGGCGACUGAGGAAAUCUCUACUGAUCUGAAGAAAGAUGUGGAAAUCGAAAAAAAAAAGGAGGCUCCUGAUGUGCAGUCUGCAAAGGUUAAUGGGGAGGCCACUGAGCUGGACUGCAGCCACAUUAAAAGGGAGGCCACUGAGCUGGACUGCAGCCACAUUAAAAGGGAGGCCACUGAGCUGGACUGCAGCCACAUUACAGAGGAGGCCACUGAGCUGGACUGCAGCCACAUUAAAGAGGAGGCCACUGAGCUGGACUGCAGCCACAUUAAAGAGGAGGCCACUGAGCUAGAGCCUGUCCCCAUUAAAGAAGAGGCUGCUGUGGGCGUCAAAUCUAAAAGAGCUCGGAAGCCGUGUCUGUGCUCCGAAUGCGGGAGGAGUUUCGGUAAACUGGGAGAUCUCCGCAGACACCAGCUGAUCCACACGGGAGAGAAACCGUUUCCCUGCUCCGACUGUGGCAAGAGUUUCCGACGCAAGACCCACCUGAGCUCCCACCAACUCAUCCACACUGGAGAGACUCCGUUUCCCUGCUCCGACUGUGGCAAGAGCUUCCGACACUCCGGAAACCUGCAGAAGCACCAGCAAAUCCACACAGGAGAGGCUCCACACGUCUGUGAGGAUUGCGGGAAGGGAUUCCGACAGUCCGGGCAUCUGAAACUGCACCGGAGGACCCACAGCGGGGAGACUCCGUACGAGUGCGCCGACUGUGGGAGGCGUUUCGGGCGGCUCCAGUACCUCCUUGUUCACCGGAGAUCCCACACCGGCGAGAGCCCGUACUAUUGCAGUGACUGUGGGAGCCUUUUCAGAAGCCUGGGGAACCUUCAGUCACACCAGAGGAUUCACACUGGGGAGAAGAAUUACCACUGCUUGGAGUGCGGUAAGUCAUUUCGGCAGCUGGGUGUGCUCAAGACGCACCAGCGCACUCACACGGGAGAGAUGCCUCACAGCUGCCCCGACUGCGAGAGAAAGUUCCGGAGCACCGGUGGCCUCGCGGUCCACAGACGUGCGCACACAGGAGAGAGACCAUACAGCUGCUCAGAGUGCGGCAAGAGCUUCCGAGAAUCUGGAGUGCUGAAGAGACAUGAGAGAAUUCACACAGGAGAGAAGCCCUACAGUUGCACGCAGUGCAGUAAGAGCUUCAGCCAGCUGACCUCAUACAACACACACCAACGCCUCCACACGGAGGAGAAGGAGUUUCACUGCCCCGACUGCGGGAGGAGCUUCCGACACGCCAACACGCUGGCGGGACACCGGAGGAUCCACACGGGAGAGACUCCGUACGAGUGUGCAGAGUGUGGGAAACGGUUCAGGAACCCGGACAACUUAAAAAUCCACCAGCGGGUUCACACUGGGGAGAAGCCCUACAGCUGUGGGGAGUGUGAGAGGCGCUUUGCCACGGCCACCAACUUGAAGACUCACCAGCGCACCCACAGCGGAGAGAAAGCGUACGUCUGCUCCGACUGUGGAAAGAGGUUUGCUGAGCCGCACCACCUCAAAUCUCAUGCCCGACUCCACACAGGAGAGAAACCGUAUCCCUGCUCCCAAUGCGGGAAGAAGUUCCGACACUCCUACGGGCUUCAGACUCACAAGAGGAGCCACAGCGAGGAAGCCCCUUACCACUGCCCAGACUGCCCCAAGCGGUUCAAACACCCGGGGGGCUUGAAAACCCACCGCCGUCUCCACACGGGGGAGAGACCAUACAGCUGCAGGGUUUGCGGGAGGAGCUUUAAUCAGGUGACCAAUCUGAAGACCCACGAACGCCUUCACACAGGCGAGAGGCCGUACGGCUGUGCCGACUGUGGCAAGAGCUUCAACGAACAGCACCAUCUAAAAACACAUCGGCGCAUUCACACUGGAGAGAAGCCCUACCCCUGCUCCCAGUGUGAGGAGACAUUCAGACACUUGAACAGCCUGCGAAGGCACGAGAGCGCUCACAGGGAAUGAGCCGUUUUGAAUCACCCAAACAACUUUACACUUAGUUGUGCCAAUGUAUUACAGCUACGGCCAAAAGUUUUGCACCAUCACCCUAUAGAAGGAAUUAAAUUGUUUUCAUAAAGUUGAAUGAAUCCUGCUGAAUAAUGUUGCUUUAGCAUAUUGAAUUGCAUACCACUUAGUAGUUGUCCAUGUACUUAACAUAAAAAAGCUGACAUUGAAAUAAUUGUAAUUGUAAUACAAAAACAUACGUUGUGAUUUUUAAUUAUCUACACUUUGUUUUGAAGCAGAAAGUGGAUAUUUAACGUCUCAUUUUGUUCAAUUCUGUAUAGCUGUGGUAGCAUUUUUAAGCAGUGCAUAUAUAAUCUGAAAUAAAAACACAUUGAAAAUGUGAAAAAAUGCCAAGUUAUCAAAAGUGCCCUGCCGUA
Molecule: messenger RNA, 2718 nt
Organism: Polyodon spathula (Mississippi paddlefish)
Lineage: Eukaryota; Metazoa; Chordata; Actinopteri; Acipenseriformes; Polyodontidae
Product: zinc finger protein 883-like
Exons: 2
Coding region: 296-2302 (668 amino acids)
Source: RefSeq, a predicted model, not a curated record